AUGUAUGGCCUGCCUAAAGACCACAAAGCCACGGUACCGCUUCGGCCAGUUGUGUCAGCUGUUGAUAGCCCGGUGACCAAUAUUUCUAUUGUACUGGAGCGCAUACUCAACCAAUGCCUGAGAUAUGUCUCAGCACAUCUGAAAAACACGCUGGAAGCACUGGAGGAUAUCCGGCAAGUGUAUCCCGACCUACAAGCCCCAGCGGGGACCAUCAUCGUUACAAUGGACGUGGUCGCUCUUUACCCAAGUAUCGAUAUCGCUGAAGGGGUGGAGGCGGUUGCUAGAGUCCUGCAGCAGCACAUCGAGUCUGUUGACACAUUUGGUUUAAGCGUGGAGCAGAUCGAAGAGCUGUUAACCUUCCUUCUAAGAUCCAAUUAUUUCAGAUUUGGUGAGAAGGUCUACCACCAGAGGGAAGGCAUCGCCAUGGGUAACAACCUAGCGCCCCCGUUUGCGAUUAUCUUCAUGCAUGACCUCGAAACCUCGCUGUUUGUCAACUCGCCUGGUGCUCCCGUACUCUACAAGCGUUAUAUUGAUGACAUCAUUAUGCUGUGGACACUGGGGGCCGCGCUUCUCCGCCAGCUGAUUGCAUUCUUCAAUACCGCCAAUGCGAGCAUCAAGUUCACGUAUCAAUCUUCGGAGGAAACUGGGUCGGUUGACUUUAUGGACACGACUAUUCAUGUCUCCUCCGAGGGCGCAAUAUCAUUCGAGCUGUUCCGCAAAGCUUGCCACAGUGGCCUCGUCUCAGACUUCAACUCGUGCGUUCCGCAACAGCAAAAACUCGCCAUCGCGUCUUCGGAAUUCCUCCGCGCGGCCCGAAAGGGGGGGCCUUUACCCUGA
This is a messenger RNA of Sycon ciliatum, 837 nucleotides long. RefSeq lists its product as uncharacterized. The record is from RefSeq and is a predicted model, not a curated record. The transcript has a single exon. The coding region runs from base 1 to 837 and encodes 278 amino acids. NCBI's taxonomy places the organism in Eukaryota, Metazoa, Porifera, Calcarea, Leucosolenida, Sycettidae.